AUGAGUUCGAAAAGUCCAGAUUCCGACAACGAUCCGAGGUACGCUUCCGUCACGGACGAGAGGAAGAGGAAGAGAAUGAUCUCCAACAGAGAGUCCGCUCGGAGAUCAAGGAUGAGGAAACAGAAGCAACUCGGCGAUCUCAUCAACGAGGUCACUGUUCUCAAGAACGAUAACGCAAAGAUCACCGAGCAGGUUGAUGCAGCUACGAGGAAGUACGUUGAAAUGGAGUCUAAGAACGAUGUGUUGAGAGCGCAAGCUGUGGAGCUGACGGAGAGGUUGAGGUCGUUGAACUCUGUGCUUGAGAUGGUUGAAGAGAUUAGUGGUCAGGCUUUGGAUAUUCCUGAGAUUCCUGAUUCGUUGCAGAACCCUUGGAGUGUUACUUGUCCGUUGCAAACCAAUCAGGGCUUCUGCUGA
Molecule: messenger RNA, 414 nt
Organism: Eruca vesicaria subsp. sativa (arugula)
Lineage: Eukaryota; Viridiplantae; Streptophyta; Magnoliopsida; Brassicales; Brassicaceae
Source: the annotation of a GenBank genome assembly